Bombina bombina (fire-bellied toad) is the source of this 1210-nucleotide messenger RNA. Its product is annotated as transcription termination factor 2, mitochondrial-like. Gene Ontology annotation, molecular function: double-stranded DNA binding. NCBI's taxonomy places the organism in Eukaryota, Metazoa, Chordata, Amphibia, Anura, Bombinatoridae. Gene Ontology annotation, biological process: regulation of DNA-templated transcription; termination of mitochondrial transcription. Gene Ontology annotation, cellular component: mitochondrial matrix. The record is from RefSeq and is a predicted model, not a curated record.
UCUCACAGCGCAUGAAAUAACAAUGCUGAAAGGAAUAAUUUACAGCCUUGUGAGCUGGCAGAGAAGCUCAAGGGCCACUGGUUUUGUUUGUAAACAAAUUUAUCCAUGGGGCAGUGCAAGGUGCAUCAGUAAUACCAACUUCUCUUUGCAUCCAAGGACAGAUCAUAAAAAAGCCUCAGAAGAAAAUAAAACACCAGUUGACAAUCUUUAUAAGCUUUCUGUCAAUAUUAAAAAAAUUUGUCAGCCCAAAGGCUGGGUGCUUUUGAAGGAUAUCACUUAUGUUGAAGAGAUUGCUAUUAUCUUGAAAGAAAUGGGAGCUAGUGAAGUCACAAUAGCCAAUAUUCUAGAACGCUGUCCUGAAGCAAUUCUUCAAGACGCUAAAGAGAUAAAUGCAAAGAGGUCAUUAUGGCAUUUGGUUUGUUCAGAGGACAAAGAACUGGUUAAAAUGAUUGAAAAGUUUCCUGAUUCAUUCUUUACUUAUAAGUAUCCAGAAAAUCAAAGAGCUAAUAUCACAUACUUUCAAGAUGUGGGACUUAGCUACAAAAUUAUCUGUAAACUUUUAACAAGUGCUCCACAAAUCUUUUGUAAUUUAGUUGAGGACAAUAAACAGGUUAUUGAUGUGCUGAAAGAAAAUUACCUUAGCCUGGGUGGCUCAAAAGAAAACGUUAAAACUUGGCUAAUGAAGUUAAUAAUGCAAGACCCAUUUAUUGUGUCAAAGUCUUCAUUGGCAAUGCAAGAUAAUAUAAAGUUUAUUCAGAGUUUAGACUUUUCUGAUAGAGAAGUCUUGAAACUUUUGUCCAAACUAAAAGGCUUUAUCUUUAACCUCAAUUCUAGCAACAUGCAGAACAAUGUUCUGUUUGUUAAAACUUGUUUCAGCUGCACAGAUGAAAAGAUGAGAGAGAUGAUACUUAAAUGUCCCAGUCUUUUGAACUUCUCUGUUCCGGUAUUAGAAGACCGUUUAAAGGGGCUGUUAACAGAAGGUAUUUCAGUAAAGCAAAUAAAAGACUCUCCUAGUGUCCUUGAACUCACAGAACAAAUUAUACAAUACAGAAUGAAAAAAAUAAGAUUAUUAGGCUAUGAAAUAAAAGAUACAAAUUUAGAAAUUUUGAAUGGGACAAGAAAGGAUUUUGAAGUGAACUUUGGCAGAUUACAAGUUAAGAAAGAAAGACCUCUGUUUAAUCCUGUAGCACCUUUGCAUGUAGAAGAAUGA